Messenger RNA from Sclerotinia sclerotiorum 1980 UF-70, 156 nucleotides. RefSeq lists its product with no specific name. The record is from RefSeq and is a predicted model, not a curated record. The transcript has 3 exons. Lineage: Eukaryota; Fungi; Ascomycota; Leotiomycetes; Helotiales; Sclerotiniaceae. The coding region runs from base 1 to 156 and encodes 51 amino acids.
AUGUAUGAUUUCGCCUGUAACGGUGUUUCUCCACUUCGAGCUGCAACAGCAUUUUCGAGCGUAUUCCCAAGUACCAGCCAGGCUUUAGACUUCGGUGGUAGGGGACGCUUUGCUCUGCCUGCCAAGUAUUCCGCAGACGGUAAUGCCAAAAACUAA